Molecule: messenger RNA, 1733 nt
Organism: Thrips palmi
Lineage: Eukaryota; Metazoa; Arthropoda; Insecta; Thysanoptera; Thripidae
Product: succinate--hydroxymethylglutarate CoA-transferase
Exons: 2
Coding region: 55-1425 (456 amino acids)
Molecular function (GO): catalytic activity
Source: RefSeq, a predicted model, not a curated record
GAAUGGCCUUGAACGCUACCUGUUUACACACACUCGCUGCCACCUGACGGCCUGAUGGACCGGUGCUCACUUUAUCAGUCUGUCGUCAACAUCCGACCCAAAAUGAUGGCCUCUCCCUUGCUAAGUUUGGUUAGGUGCCUAUAUCGGUCCACGACGCCUUUCGUAGGGUUUAGGCGCCAUCCUCGUGCUUUGAAACUGUCUCGAGGCCUUUCAAGUGAGGUUCAGGCUGAUCCCCUGGCAGGGGUACGAAUUUUGGACUUGACACGCAUAGUGGCUGGCCCCUACUGCACCAUGGUCCUGGGGGACCUUGGCGCUGAAGUUAUCAAAGUUGAGAGGCCUAUCGAAGGGGACGAGUGCAGGAAGUGGGGUCCUCCUUUCAUUGGUGACACCAACGAGAGCUGUUACUUUAUGGCUGUCAAUAGAAACAAGAAAAGCUUAUGCAUCGACAUGAAGUCGACAGAAGGGAAGAAUAUUUUGUUCGAACUGGCUGAGAAGGCUGAUGUUCUUGUCGAGAAUUUCGUCCCUGGUAAAAUGGAUGAAUUGGGCUUGGGCUAUGCAGACUUCAAGGCUGUGGCUCCGCAUCUUAUUUAUUGUUCGAUCUCUGGCUUUGGACCUGAUGGUCCGUACAGCAAUCGACCUGGCUAUGAUGUUAUUGCCGCAUCAAUGGGUGGACUGUUACACAUUACAGGACCCCAAGAUGGAGAGCCGUGUAAAGUUGGUGUUGCUCUGACUGAUAUAAUGACUGGCUUGUAUGCACAUGGGGCAAUCAUGGCUGCCCUCAUGCAAAGAUUGCAAACUGGCCUGGGCCAAAAGAUUGACGCUAAUUUACUAUCUACUCAAGUAGCAUCUCUAAUUAACAUUGGAUCAAACUAUUUAAAUGGCGGUGUUGAAGCUGAGAGACAUGGCACCAGCCAUCCUAGCAUAGUCCCUUAUGAAGCUCUUGAGACCAAGGAUGGGUGUUUCAUCACAGUUGGAACAGGCAGUGACAAGCAGUUCGUAGAUUUGUGCCAUCGAUUUGAAUUGCCACACAUUGCAAAUGACAGUAAAUUUGUUACUAAUAAACUGAGAGUCAAGAAUAGGAAAGUCCUUUUGGCUAUUUUAAAGGACAAGUUUCGAACAAAAAUCAGAAAUGAGUGGCUAAAAUUAUUAGAGGGUGCCUCCUUUCCUUAUGGACCAAUUAACAGCAUUGCUGAUGUGUUCAAUGAUCCUCAUCUUGAGGCUACCAAAGUUGUCCAAUAUGUCGAUCACCCUGUGGCUGGAAAAGUGAAGCUUGUUGCUCCCGCUGUGAAAUUCAGCAAUGCUAAGAACCAGAUUCGCUCCCCUCCACCAACACUGGGACAGCACACCCAUGAAAUAUUACACUCCACACUUGGUUAUUCACAAGAAAAAAUUGAAAGACUUAUUAAGAUUGGUGCUGUUGCAUAACUUUUCUGUCUGUUUAGUGUUUUAAAGUGCUUGAACAUUUGUACUUACUAGAUUUAUAUUUUCUUAUUGUGGUGUUGGUUAUUCUAUCCUCAAGUAUUGUUAUUGUUAUUAAGUGGCUUUUAAAAUUUGUUGAAAGUCUAUGCUACAUACAAAGUCUGAGAUUUCUUAAAUGUUUUGAACCAUUAUCUUUCUGGGGGCUUUGUACUUAAUUAUUAAACCACUCAAACCAAAAGGUUUAGUUUCCUUAUUAUUCUGAUGGCCUGAAAUUGACUUUGACUGACAUUUUUAGCAUUUGCAUUCUACUCCCA